Saprolegnia diclina VS20 is the source of this 1607-nucleotide messenger RNA. RefSeq lists its product as hypothetical. The record is from RefSeq and is a predicted model, not a curated record. The transcript has 2 exons. NCBI's taxonomy places the organism in Eukaryota, Oomycota, Saprolegniomycetes, Saprolegniales, Saprolegniaceae. The coding region runs from base 17 to 1501 and encodes 494 amino acids.
GUCCAACGCAAGUGCAAUGGCACCACGAGAGUCGCCACGCAGCAAGGCCAGGCGACCGGCCUCGGACGGACUCUUGCAACCAGGUCUCAUCGAGAUCAUCGCUCGGUUGCUGCCAGCGCCGCAGUACAUUGCCACCUUCCUCGAUGCGAUGCCAGCGAAUCUCUGGACGCCGGCGCUGCGAGCCUUUAUGACGCUCUAUCGCGACUCGCGCAUGGACAUUCGACUUGAUCGCUGGCCCACCAUUUACCUCCAUGAGGCGAACCACUCGCCCGAAGUGAUCACGCUUCUGCAAGCGACGCUGCCUCUGGGCCGGCGUAUCGAUGCGACGUUUCGAAGCAUGGGCCACUUGCGGCAUCUUGUGCCGCCCUUGGGGCCAGCGCUCAAAUACAUGCAACUCGAGAUCAAAUCGGCAACGUGGCUGCCGCUGGACACCGAGGCCUUGAGUAUGCUUCUGCGCCAAUGCACAUCACUGUGCGGACUGGACACAACGUUAUACUUGCCCGGUGCCGAUACACCAGUGAUGGACGCCUUGCUACAAGCACUACUCUGCUCGACGGCGCCCGCUCUGACUAUAAGCCAUAGCCACGACCAAGCCAUUUCUCGGGCAGGCCAUCACCUCGCUACGUGGCUCCUUGCGUCUCCACGCACGAGUCUCAUUUUCCAUGGGAUUUGUUCGAUGGAUGAAUCUGGCGUCCUCGCUUUCUGCGACGCCCUCCAAGAGAGCUCUACUCUUGAGCAGCUCCGGCUCAGCAGUGUCGAAGUCGGUGGUUUUCACGGCCGUCAACUCCCGGCCAGCCUUUCUAAAUUGGAAUGGGCCCCCGACAACGCGGACGAGCUGCUUCCGGACGAUGCGAUUUGGGCCGACCUCCGCCACGCACUUCGCCGCACGCGGCUCGAGUACCUCUGCUGCGACUACUUUGGCGAAAUUGCAUCAGAGCCAUCGACGGGCCCCGAUCUCUCGCAGCUCAAAAAGCUCGAUGUACUGCGGACGCGUACCGGUGCCGACCACGUGCGCAUGCUGGCCGCCGGUCUCUCGCAGCUCUCGUCGUUGACCGAGCUCUACCUACCUCAUAUUGCCGUGGACGCCGAAGCGAUGCGAUUGAUCAUGGAAGCAUUGGGGACAAGUUGUCCUCACCUCAAAUUGCUCGAACUCACCGACCAUGCGCUCGAUUGGCGUAGCGUGAGGGAGGUGCUUGCAGCGGCGCCGCGACUGCCCAAGCUUACGUGCAUUUUUGCGCCAAGUAUCACCGAGUGUGAAAUCAAUCGUUGCCUCGACGAGCUCGUUGCGGCGGGUCGACACGUGGAAGAGAUCAGUCUGCCAAGUUACGAAAGCGGCGAAGAAAAUUGGGCUCUACUGGAGGCGCUGGCCGCGAUACCCGACGUGCCGUUCGUUCUCGCGAGCUUUUAUUUGCGAGAUGCCGGUCCGUAUAUCCAAGCCAUACUCGGUCAAGAAGCGCCGGGCGCGAGUGAGCGGUGUCGCUUGUGCUUACAUUACCGGUAAGCGCAAAGGCAUGUACGUAAGGGAAGCAGAAAUACUAUUCCUACGGUCGUUUGUUUUAGCGAAUACUUCAACGAGAAAGUCCACGCCAUGCAACCACGACCUACGA